AUGGAGGGUGAGCAGGAAAUUCAUAGUUUUGCCUCCGAAAACCUUCGCAGGUCGUGCGUGGGAAGAAAUUGUCAAAAGAAGAAGGGCGUUCGCUGGUUCUCACUAGUACUCGUUGGCUGCUUUCUUCACUGCGCAUAUACCUCUGUUUUAUACGUCGCACUUGGGCGUGAUGGGGCUGAAACAUCAAAUGGAGAUGUAUUAAUCUUUCCAGAUAUGGUCAGAUACAGGAGGUUGACACAUUUUGAUGUUGAAACGUUUGUUGAAGAAGUUCUUGUGAAGGAUGGAGAAUGGCUUCCUGGAACUCCUGAAGCCUUAAAAACUUCAUAUGUAUUUGUUUGUUCACAUGGAUCCCGCGAUCGCAGAUGUGGGGUUUGUGGACCUGUUUUGGUGAGUAGAUUCAGGGAAGAGAUAGAAUUACAAGGUCUUCAAAAUAAAGUGUUUGUUAGCCCAUGUUCACACAUUGGGGGACAUAAGUAUGCUGGAAAUGUUAUCAUAUUUGGAUCAAGCAUCAACGGAAAAGUCACUGGACAUUGGUAUGGGUAUGUUGCUCCAGAUGAUGUGUCUGUAUUGCUUCAACAACAUAUUGUAAGAGGGGAGAUUCUAGACUCACUGUGGAGGGGCCAGAUGGGUUUAUCACCAGAUGAGCAGAAGAAAAGCCAAGACCAAAGGCUUCAGCUGAAAGAAAGCAUGGAAGUGCUUAAGCAGAUGAAGAAUGAUGAGAUAAGCACUGAUGUGUAUGGAAAUCAAGAAGACAACUUUCUGGGCUGCUGCCAAGAGAAUGGAGACUCUUCCUGCUGUCAAAACUAUGUGUUACAGGAAAACACAAAUGAUUCUGAUGCCAUUGAAACACAGGCGAAUUUCCCAGCUGAAAAUGAGAGUGGUGAGGCCUUGAUUUCGCAAUUUAAUAGCAGAAAAGGAGCCUCCCGCAAACUCCGUCCUUCCGUGCCAACUUGGCUUGAUAGCUGGGAGCAUGAAGAUACCUAUGCUGCACUUGCUGUUGCCUGUGCUGCAGUGUCUGUUUAUUUUGCCUAUAGAUGCUACAAACAGUUAAGAGAAACCAACAAUUGAUUGACUCUUUUAGCAAUAUGGAUUAGGAUUAGGUAAGGCAACUUCAUUUUAAUAUUUUUGUAUAUCAAUAUGAUGUCGCAUGAUGCUAGUGCGGUUCUCUGUAAAAUCAUCCUCAAUUAGACUUGAGUGGAAAGUGUGUGAGCUUAGUAAGCAAAUCAGUUAUGUACAUAUUUAAAUUCUCCCUUCAA
Messenger RNA from Neltuma alba, 1256 nucleotides. RefSeq lists its product as uncharacterized. The transcript has 5 exons. NCBI's taxonomy places the organism in Eukaryota, Viridiplantae, Streptophyta, Magnoliopsida, Fabales, Fabaceae. The record is from RefSeq and is a predicted model, not a curated record. The coding region runs from base 1 to 1068 and encodes 355 amino acids.